GAUUAUAACUACAAGCAAACAUCUUUAAUUUUCUUUACAAAGACACUUACGGUUGAUGUCGUAUUGAAGAAAUCAUCGUCUUUCAAAAACAUCAUAGUUAAAAAGUCUUCAGGCUCAUCGACCCUGGUGUUCAAACAAGUAGAGAUUAAACGAAGAAUUCAGGUAGCUCCCGGCGGAGGGACAACUUUAAACUUUCCAAUAAUGGCCGUUGAAGUUGGAAACAUAGACAUUGAAGUGAGUGCCGUUUCAAAGGUCGCAGGUGAUGCUGUUAGAAAACAAUUGCUUGUGGAGCCUGAAGGUAUAUCUGAAAGUUAUAACAUACCAGUUCUGAUUGACUUACAAAAUGCCAAAUCAUUCAACAAAAGAAUACUGAUUACAUUACCAGAUGACGUCGUUGAUGAUUCCGUACAUAUCAGAGCUUCUGCAAUCGGUGAUCUGAUGGGACCGUCUAUAUCUGGAAUUUCUAAUUUGUUGAGGAUGCCGUACGGGUGCGGAGAACAGAAUAUGAUCAAUUUUGUUCCAAACAUAUUUGUCAUUAAAUACCUGACUGCAACAAAUAAUCUGAAACCAGAAGACGAAAGUAAAGCCAAAUCAUUUAUGCUUGUUGGAUACCAAAAGGAAUUAUCGUAUCAACAUUUUGAUGGAUCCUUUAGUGCUUUUGGCAACAGUGAUCCAUCGGGGAGUACUUGGCUUACAGCUUUUGUAAUAAAAUCAUUUUCACAAGCAAAAUCGUACAUUUUCAUUGAUGGUAAUACUGUCAAAAGAGCAAUCGAUUGGAUACUGGCUCAAUAUAAAUCUUCAACGGGAACAUUCAAUGAACCUGGAAAAGUCAUACACACUGAAAUGCAGGGUGGAUCAGCGAAAGGAGAUCUUAACCUAGCAAUAUAUACACUAAUAGCUUUGUUAGAGGCACAAGAAGCAAAGUUUUCUAGUAGUGUUCCGGCCAAAUUGUCAUCCACUGUUACUGGUGUAAAAAAUGCAUUAGAGGAUAAAGUACCAGGCAUGGAUGAUGUAUAUGAGCUAGCCAUUGCUAGCUACGCUUUAGCUUUGAUCAAAAGUUCUAAACUUAAUGCUGUCCUCGCCAAACUUGAUUCCAAGGCAACGGUAUCAGGUGGCAUGAAGUACUGGGAGGUAGAGGAGGAGCCUGACACCAGUAAUUUAAGAUGGAUACCACCACAUUCUCAGGCCAGGUCUCGUAAUAUAGAAACGACAGCUUACGUUUUGUUGGCAUACGCUACUACCGCGAAAGUAACUGAAGGUAUUCCAGUAAUCAAAUGGUUGGUAAACCAACGUAAUCCAACUGGUGGAUUCGGAUCGACACAGGAUACGGUGAUUGCUCUUCAAGCUCUGUCAGAAUUUGCAGCUCUAAUAUAUUCCAAAAAAUUCAAUGUCAACAUCAAGAUAGAAGGAACACCGACAAACUUUGGGCAUAUUUUUGAAAUCAAGUCACAAAAUGCUCUACUACUUCAGUCAGUUGAUGUUCCACCUCCAACAGAAAUAGUUGACAUACGAGCCGAAGGUAAUGGAUUGGCUCUUGUAGAGAUAGCUGUAAACUAUAAUGUAAUGGCAGAUGUCGUGAAACCGUUAUUCUCACUUUUACUAUCAACCAGUGACGAAACAAUGUCUGGCUUUACACUACAGGCCUGCUUCAGUUGGCUCGGUGAUGGUAAGAGUGGUAUGGCAAUUAUGGAGAUAGGGCUUCUCUCAGGAUUUGGAGCUGACACAUUCAGUAUUACACACGUCGGAAUCAUGAAACGUGUAGAAGAAGGAGAAAAGAAACUUAUCAUUUACUUUGAUGAAAUUCCAGGAGACAUAGGAACAUGUAUUCAAGUCAGUAUGCAGAGAGAAGGACUUGUGGUCGGUAGUCAACCAGCUGUUGUAAAACUCUCCGACUAUUAUAAACCAGAAAACCACGCAUACAGUUUGUACCAGCCACGAUUGUUAAAAGAUGCCAAUGUAUGUAGUUUGUUGAAAAAAGAACUUGGAUGUUGAUUAUAAAUAAAAUGAUACAAUCCGAUGCUUGUGUACUGUUUUCU
Messenger RNA from Ruditapes philippinarum (Manila clam), 2036 nucleotides. Its product is annotated as CD109 antigen-like. The annotation marks the transcript as partial. The record is from RefSeq and is a predicted model, not a curated record. The transcript is spliced from 15 exons. Gene Ontology annotation, cellular component: extracellular region. NCBI's taxonomy places the organism in Eukaryota, Metazoa, Mollusca, Bivalvia, Venerida, Veneridae.